Saccharomyces paradoxus is the source of this 1227-nucleotide messenger RNA. RefSeq names its product Okp1p (gene OKP1). Bases 1 to 1227 code for a protein of 408 amino acids. The record is from RefSeq and is a predicted model, not a curated record. Lineage: Eukaryota; Fungi; Ascomycota; Saccharomycetes; Saccharomycetales; Saccharomycetaceae. The transcript has a single exon.
AUGGGAGCUGAUAGAGAUAAUUUUUUGCAGGAUAUUGAAAACGAUUCAAUUAGCAAUGAUCAGGCUAUGGAUUCAUCACCCAACGGAAAUGCCUCUGAAAGCGAUAGCAGCAUUCUUAUGAACGUGAAUGAUAUUAAAACUUUGCGUUUGGACGUGGCACCAGAAUCUAAAAGCGCUCAAUCGAAGAAAUCGCUUUUUUAUGAAAACUCUGAUGACGCUGAAGAGGGAGAAAUAGAAGACCACAGGAACGGAGAAGAGGGACAACGUCACCAUGAAGGAUCUAAACAACUCCGAUUUGAGGUUGGCAAGGAGAGUAUAAGUCAAGUGCAGCCCCACCUAUCGGAUGGAAGCGCGACAAGUGAAGAAGGUAGCGCACGGCCUUGGGAAUUCAGAAAGGUGAUACAGGCUGAGUAUAGAGAAAGGUUGCCGCGCAAUUACGAGUUAAAGCAUUGGAAAAAGCCUUCUAAAAUAAUGAUAGAAUCCAUACUUCGUUUAUUAGAGACUAACACUGUAAGUGCCCUUGAUUCCGUCUUCAAAAAAUACGAAGAGGAAUUGAGCCAAAUGACACAUGGCGAUAAUAAUGAAGUUGAAAGGAUCUAUUCCAAAAAGGAGCGCUUGCUUGAAAUAAUCCUGACAAAAAUAAACAAGAAGCUAAGGCAGGCGAAAUUCCCCUCCAGGAUAUCGGAAAGGGACCUGGAUAUUGAGUAUAUCUAUUCCAAGAGACAAUUUAUUCAAAACCGCUAUUCACAAGAACUACAAAACUGUGAGAGAUUGGAAGCAAAUCUUUCACGUGAGCGAAAACUUUUGGAAGAAACCAGGAAGCUGUGCAGGAAUUUGAAAACAAACAAUAAGAAGCGGCUUACUGAGAAGCUAAUACAAAAAGAUCUUCAUCCAGUACUUAAUAAAGCUAUGGAAUAUUCAUAUGGCUUAGAAUCUGCUAACGGGUUUGCAGGCCCAGAGGGCCAAGUAACUUUUAAAAAUGAUAGCAACGAACUGAACUUGAUGCUGAAUGACCCCAUCAAAAGCGCGACCGAUGUGAGGCUUGACAAGAAAGAGGUGCUAUCGUUGUUACCUUCUUUGCAAGAGUAUACGAAAAAAUCAAAGGAACUUAAAGUAACCAUGGAUCAAAUGAUCUCAAACUCACACGAACAGGAAAUCAAAGAGGUGUUAGUACCGCCCCACCAGGCCCAUCAUGACGAGACCGAAGAAGAUAUACAUGAGCGAUGA